AUGGGUGAAGCAGCAGAGAGGUUUAGGUCGACGACUAGUUCAAGGUUCACAAAGGAGAUAAGAGAAGGUUCGCAUAUGGAAGCUGACGAGUUGUGGACACUCGUGGCAGAUGGUAUGAGGGAGACGGCAAAGGAGGUACUAGGGGUAACUAGAGGAAUUGGACGACAACGGAGAGUGGGUAGGGAAUCUUGGUGGAUUAGCGAAGAGGUCCAGUCCAAGGUCGCGACAAAACUUAGGUGCUUUAAGGAUCUUGUCAAAAGCCGCCAGAACGGGACAAAUGAAGACUGGUCUUUGGCUAGGCAGAGGUACUACGAAGCCAAGAAAGAAGCAAAGAGGACUGUGGCUAUAGCAAAAGAAAGAGCGUACGAAGAGCUGUACAAGAAACUAGAUUCCAAAGAAGGCGAAAACGAAAUCUUCAGAAUUGCUAAAGCAAGGGAGAGAAGACGUAGGGAUUUAGGAGAUGUCAUUUUUAUCAAAGACGAAAGUGGACGGAGCAUUGUGAAGGAGGGGGAUAUUAGGAAAAGAUGGGAAGAGUACUUCGCCAACCUAUUUAAUGGGAGAAGGUCGGGGAGAAUUGAAGGAGGAGAGGUCAGCACCGCACACCCAAACACACGCUACGACGACGACGAUGCUAUGAGGAUCAGCCAAGAGGAAGUAAGGAUCGCCCUAAAGAAGAUGGGGAGAAACAAAGCAGUAGGUCCAGAUCAAAUUCUAGUUGAGGCAUGGAGAUGCCUAGGGGACGUGGGGAUAAGCUUGUUGACAAGCCUUUUCAACAAGAUUUGGACGAGUGCAAAAAUGCCAGAAGAAUGGAGAUUUAGUGAGGAAAAAGUGAUUGAGAGGAGGCUUAGAAGAGUUACGAAGGUGGCAGAGAACCAAUUUGGUUUUAUGCCAGGGAGGUCGACGAUGGAGGCUAUCCACAUCACCAGAAGCCUUAUGGAAAAGUAUAGGGAAAGACAAAAAGCGCUACACUAUGCCUUCCUAGAUUUGGAUAAGGCAUACGAUAGUGUACCACGAGAGCUGAUCUAG
Molecule: messenger RNA, 1026 nt
Organism: Erigeron canadensis
Lineage: Eukaryota; Viridiplantae; Streptophyta; Magnoliopsida; Asterales; Asteraceae
Exons: 2
Coding region: 1-1026 (341 amino acids)
Source: RefSeq, a predicted model, not a curated record